GGCGGCGGCGGCGGCGGCGGCAGCUGAGGAGGGCCCGGUUGCGGGAGCCGCGGGGAGGACCGGUCUCGGCGCGCCGCCACCAUGUCGGCGCCGUCGGAGGAGGAGGAGUAUGCGCGGCUGGUGAUGGAGGCGCAGCCCGAGUGGCUGCGCGCCGAGGUGAAGCGGUUGUCCCACGAACUGGCAGAGACCACGCGCGAGAAGAUCCAGGCGGCCGAGUACGGGUUGGCGGUGCUGGAGGAGAAGCACCAGCUCAAGCUGCAGUUUGAGGAGCUCGAGGUGGACUAUGAGGCCAUCCGCAGCGAGAUGGAGCAGCUCAAAGAGGCAUUUGGACAGGCGCACACAAACCACAAGAAGGUGGCUGCAGAUGGUGAGAGCCGMGAAGAGAGCCUGAUCCAGGAGUCGGCCUCCAAGGAGCAGUACUAUGUGCGGAAGGUGCUGGAGCUGCAGACGGAGCUGAAGCAGCUGCGCAACGUCCUCACCAACACGCAGUCAGAGAAUGAGCGCCUCACAUCAGUGGCCCAGGAGCUGAAGGAGAUCAACCAGAAUGUGGAGAUCCAGCGCAGCCGCCUGCGGGAUGACAUCAAGGAAUACAAGUUCCGGGAGGCCCGCCUGCUGCAGGACUACUCCGAGCUGGAGGAAGAGAACAUCAGCCUACAGAAGCAAGUGUCUGUGCUCAGACAGAACCAGGUGGAGUUUGAGGGCCUCAAGCAUGAGAUCAAGCGCCUGGAGGAGGAGACUGAGUACCUGAACAGCCAGCUAGAAGACGCCAUCCGGCUCAAGGAGAUUUCAGAACGGCAGCUGGAGGAGGCUCUAGAGACACUGAAGACGGAGCGGGAGCAGAAGAAUAGUCUGCGCAAGGAGCUGUCGCACUACAUGAGCAUCAAUGACUCCUUCUACACCAGCCACCUGCAGGUCUCCCUGGACGGCCUCAAGUUCAGUGAUGACACUGCUGCCGAGCCCAACAAUGAUGCCGAGGCCCUAGUCAAUGGCUUUGAGCACGGUGGCCUGGCCAAGCCAUCGCUGGACAAUAAGACGUCCACACCCAGGAAGGAUGGGCUGGCACCCCCCUCCCCCAGCCUCGUCUCUGACCUGCUCAGCGAGCUCCACAUCUCUGAGAUCCAGAAGCUGAAGCAGCAGCUGGUGCAGAUGGAGCGGGAGAAGGUGGGCCUACUGGCCACACUGCAGGACACGCAGAAGCAGCUGGAGCAAGCUCGGGGAGCCCUAUCCGAGCAGCAUGAGAAGGUGAGCCGCCUCACAGAGAACGUGAGCGCCCUGCGGCGCCUGCAGGCCAGCAAGGAGCGGCAGACAGCCCUGGACAAUGAGAAGGACCGCGACAGCCACGAGGAUGGUGACUACUAUGAAGUAGACAUCAAUGGGCCCGAGAUCCUGGCCUGCAAGUACCAUGUGGCCGUGGCCGAGGCUGGUGAGCUCCGUGAGCAGCUCAAGGCACUGCGUAGCACACAUGAAGCUGCUGAGGCCCAACACGCAGAAGAGAAAGGCCGCUAUGAGGCUGAAGGCCAGGCACUCACCGAGAAGGUCUCCCUGCUGGAGAAGGCCAGCCGCCAGGAUCGGGAGCUACUGGCCCGGCUGGAGAAGGAGCUGAAGAAGGUGAGCGAUGUGGCUGGCGAGACGCAGGGCAGCCUGAGCGUGGCCCAGGAUGAGCUGGUCACCUUCAGUGAGGAGCUGGCCAAUCUCUACCACCACGUGUGCAUGUGCAACAACGAGACCCCCAACCGUGUCAUGCUGGACUACUACCGCGAGGGCCAGGGCGGGGCCGGCCGCACCAGCCCCGAGGGCCGCGGGCGCCGCUCACCCAUCCUCCUGCCCAAGGGGCUGCUGGCCACAGAGGUGGGCCGAGCAGAUAGUGYACCUGGGGACAGCAGCCCCUCACCCAGCUCUUCACUGCCGUCACCCCUGAGUGAUCCCCGCCGGGAGCCCAUGAACAUCUACAACCUGAUUGCUAUCAUCCGCGACCAGAUCAAGCACCUGCAGGCUGCCGUGGACCGCACAACAGAGCUGUCCCGGCAGCGCAUUGCCUCUCAGGAGCUGGGCCCUGCUGUGGACAAGGACAAGGAGGCACUCAUGGAGGAGAUCCUCAAGCUGAAGUCGCUGCUCAGCACCAAGAGGGAACARAUCACCACGCUGCGCACUGUGCUCAAGGCUAACAAGCAGACGGCUGAAGUGGCCCUUGCCAACCUGAAGAGCAAGUAUGAGAAUGAGAAGGCCAUGGUGACUGAGACCAUGAUGAAGCUACGUAACGAGCUCAAGGCCCUCAAGGAAGACGCAGCCACUUUCUCCUCGCUGCGUGCCAUGUUCGCCACCAGAUGUGACGAGUAUAUCACACAGCUGGAUGAGAUGCAGCGGCAACUGGCCGCCGCGGAGGAUGAGAAGAAGACACUUAACUCCCUGCUGCGCAUGGCCAUCCAGCAGAAGCUAGCGCUGACCCAACGGCUGGAGCUGCUCGAGUUGGACCAUGAGCAGACCCGACGGGGCCGUUCCAAGGCCACCCCCAAGGCCAAGCCAGUCACCCCGAGCGUAAGUCACACCUGUGCCUGUGCCAGUGACAGGGCUGAGGGCACUGGGCUCUCCAACCAGGUGUUCUGCAGUGAGAAGCACAGCAUUUACUGUGAUUAGGGCUGUGGGGGCGCCGCACGCUGCAGCUAACGUCUGCUUCACCUCAACUAACCCAGCAGCAGCGGGACAGCGGUGCUAGGCCGGUCUUAACGUGACUAAUGCACAGAGGGCAGGAUUCUAGCCGAGCAGCAGCGUGGGGCACAUCUGUCACCAGGAUGCUCCUGUGAGCUUUGUGUCGCUUCUUCCUCCUCAGCCCCCUCAGGAGCUCCUGGUGUCAGCUGUUGUCUUGGUGGGAUCCCAGAGGUGGGGGUGGAGCUGUGCUCCAUUACUGAAGACAAGUGCAAGAAGUGUCUUCGGGGCCCCAGGCACUAUCGGGAAAACGCAAUGGAAAGAGUCCCGGUCCCGCUCCCUUGGGACCCACAGAGGGGCAGAACCUGAAUUGAAACUUGCAUGUUCCUCGCAUGUGUCUAAUGUCAGCACCUGAAAGCAGUGGUAGAAGGUUCUGGCAUCCAGCCUCAGGAUGGCUCUGCGGUUGGCAUAGUUUUAAGGAAAGAGUUAUGUUGUAGUCUUUUGCAGGAUCUCACUGCAAAUCACAUUCAGGACAAAAGUACAGAAUUUCAUCCCCAGACCAAGAGAAGAGUGGCCCUGAGCUCUUGCAUUCUACAGACAAGACUCACGUCUCAGACACAGCUGACUGUGGGUAGCACAGGAGAGCAGAGCUCAGCAGCCCUGGUUUCUGAGAUUUACAUGCUGGUCUGGUGGCCCUGUGAGGUCCCAGUUGGCAGGGCCCAAGGCCUAGGGUUUCCUUUUUUAAUAAGAAAAGUGUUCCAAGUGCCUGGCCAGUUCUUGGUCCUCCGUGUGACGCCUGUCCUGUUGUAUUUGGAUAACCCGGGCUGCCCACUUUCAGGCCUUCCUCCCAGGGAGUUUCCGACCUGAAGAAGCAGGGCUUUGAGAACUGCAGCCUGAAGUCUGAGCUGCCAGCAGGCUCGGCUGAACUGCAGGAUACAGGUGUAGCAGAGCCCAGCCUUGUUUUGGGAGAGCUUUGCAUGGCCCCGGGGCUGGUUCCCUGGCUGGCAGGUAGGAGGUGUGUGGUUCUCUAUUUAGUGCAAUUUGGGGGUGGUGACAGAGGAAAGCUAGCCAAGGGCUUUCUUAUAUGGGGAGGCUCUGUCUGCGCCAGAGCUGUGGCAUCAGGCAUCUGAGUUCACACGUUCUGAAGCAGAACUCUUCUCAGUAUUUUUCUCCUGAUCCCUUUGGGGGCAGCUGGACCUCAGGCUACUGUCUGUUCCCGAUUGCUGCUUCCCUAAGGGAAGGGGACUAGCGUUGCCUGGUGCGAGGCCAUGUUGUCCUCACACAGCCGUCUGCCCACCACCCGCUCUUCUCUUUGGUGCSGAAGGUGGCUCGGUCUCCUCUGGAUUCUGGACACCACACAGUGCAGAACAGCUGGGGUGCAGAACAAGCCAUGUGUCCCCUGCAUGACCAUCCUGGGGAUGGCUGCCCGCAUGCCCAUCCACCUUCUUCCUUGCUGUCUCCUCGCCAGGCCAGCACGCAGCUUCUCUUGUACUUGUAAUGGGCUUUGCGGGCACUCGGAGCCACCGGUCCCCCUAACACACACGCAGGUCUCCCUCGCCAACUAACGGGCUCGCACAUGCCCAGCACGAUCAGAGUUUUAGUUGUCGAGUGAACAGGAAGCAACAGGUGACCAAUUUCUAACUCUUUCUUGUUUUCUCC
Molecule: messenger RNA, 4302 nt
Organism: Urocitellus parryii (Arctic ground squirrel)
Lineage: Eukaryota; Metazoa; Chordata; Mammalia; Rodentia; Sciuridae
Gene: Bicd2
Product: BICD cargo adaptor 2
Biological process (GO): microtubule-based movement; microtubule anchoring at microtubule organizing center; retrograde vesicle-mediated transport, Golgi to endoplasmic reticulum
Cellular component (GO): cytosol; Golgi apparatus
Molecular function (GO): dynein light intermediate chain binding; dynein complex binding; dynactin binding
Source: RefSeq, a predicted model, not a curated record